AGAUCAUAUGACAGCCGCUGUCCGGGUCCCACUUCCCUUCCCCGCUGGAAAACGCCACAUCUGACAGGGAGGGAGGCUCACACUCGGUCGCGGGGAAACGUGAACACCGCUGUCAAGAUGCUGGCUCUCGUGAACCGGCUGCUGGACUGGUUCAAGUCCCUGUUCUGGAAGGAGGAGAUGGAGCUGACGCUCGUCGGCCUCCAGUACUCGGGGAAAACAACAUUCGUAAACGUGAUCGCUUCGGGGCAUUUCAGUGAAGACAUGAUCCCUACAGUCGGGUUCAACAUGAGGAAGGUCUCCAAAGGAAACGUCACCAUCAAGAUUUGGGAUAUAGGAGGGCAGCCGAGAUUCAGGAGCAUGUGGGAGCGCUACUGUCGGGGGGUUAAUGCGAUUGUGUACAUGGUCGAUGCAGCAGAUCGAGAAAAGGUGGAGGCGUCUACAAACGAACUUCAUAAUUUACUAGACAAACCUCAGUUGCAAGGAAUUCCUAUUCUGGUACUCGGCAACAAAAGGGAUCUUCCCACUGCACUAGAUGAAAAGCAGCUCAUUGAGAUAAUGAAUCUGGCAGCUAUUCAGGACAGAGAGAUAUGCUGCUACUCCAUUUCCUGCAAAGAGCAAGACAACAUUGAUAUCACGCUUCAGUGGCUCAUCCAGCACUCAAAAUCCCGGAGGAGCUGAGAAUGCACAUGUUUUUUUCUUCUUCUUUUUUUGGCCAGCUGUGUUCGCCAUGUUACUGUCAUGCCACAUCGCAUCACUCUGUGAUGAUGUACAGUUAUAUCUUCAGGUCACAGGUCACAUGCUGCACUGUUCUGCUUGUGUCAUUCAAUGUCUUUUCUCACCUUGUGAUUCUCUCACAAGACCUGACAAUGCACUACUACUAUGAAAUUCUGGAACCAAAUUUAAGGAAUGUAAUUGGCAUUAUACUUAUUGUGAAGCUGCAAUUUAACUCUGAGUAAGAACCUAGUUUCUCAUCUACAUUUUACCGUUCAGGCAUUACCUGACUGAUCAUACCCAGAGGUUUACAACACUAAUCUUGGGUGUAGAACAACACUGUGUUGAAGGAUUUAAUUUGUCAAACAGGCCUCACAGAAAUGUUCCUCCACAGUUAGAUAAUCAUGUCAAGAGAAGGCUGACGUGGACAAGCAGGUGUUCCCAUUUCUAUCGAGCUCUACCCCUAGAACAGUUGUUCUUAGCUUGAUCAGGUUUCCCUCUUUCAAACACAUGUCUGUUGUUUUAGAAAACUGUGCAUUUGCGCACAUCAGUUUGAGCAGGUCUGUACAAAUAUCAAGCUAAUAUGAUUUUUACUGAUGUGAGAGGUGCGUGUAUGAAUAUAUGAUUCUAUUUAAAGACUGAAUGUACUCAAAGUAAAGCUGUACGGGGUUGUGUGGUAGUAUUGGGCCUCUCUUUGCAAGGAGCUUCAGUGGAACGAUGUGUGCUGCCCUGAUGCUCACAGAGUGGCAGAAUUUAAAGUGCCUUGUGCAAUGUCUCCCACCUCUGGAGCAAAGCGGCAUGCUGGGUAGAGGGAAAAUACACCACUUAAAUACAUUCAAAAAAUAAAAAGGCAUGCUUUUUAAUUUAAA
Pleuronectes platessa (European plaice) is the source of this 1580-nucleotide messenger RNA. It is a transcript of the gene arl8ba, whose product is annotated as ADP-ribosylation factor-like 8Ba. Bases 118 to 678 code for a protein of 186 amino acids. The transcript has 7 exons. NCBI's taxonomy places the organism in Eukaryota, Metazoa, Chordata, Actinopteri, Pleuronectiformes, Pleuronectidae. Gene Ontology annotation, cellular component: lysosomal membrane. The record is from RefSeq and is a predicted model, not a curated record. Gene Ontology annotation, molecular function: GTP binding; GTPase activity. Gene Ontology annotation, biological process: protein transport; anterograde axonal transport.